AUGUCGAAAGAAGUGACGGAAUAUACUCCUAUAAAAUUAAUUGUUCGGUAUCGCGAUGAAGCUUCAAUUGGAUUAAUUUAUCAACCAUUAGAUUAAUCAUAACCCAUUAUGAUUUACAAGAUUAUACUAAAGAAUAUUUAUUCAAUAGAGAAUCCUACUCGAAAUGGCAUAAAAGAGAGGAUUUUCGCAGAUCAUCCUUUUCUUUUUAGAUCUAAAAAAAUGGAAGAGAAUGUAAGAUAACAUUUCUUAAAAUUAGAUAGAGCAAGCAUUAAAAUAGAUAUUCUAAGAAAGGGAAGAUAGGAUAUGUAAAAUUUAGUAUUUAUAGUAGAAAUGCAAUAAAAAAAUGAUGAACUAAACGCUCAUGAAAAUAAAGAAGGAACUGCAGCCACAAUGCCAACUACAAAAAAAAAAUGA
This is a messenger RNA of Paramecium octaurelia, 414 nucleotides long. The record is from the annotation of a GenBank genome assembly. NCBI's taxonomy places the organism in Eukaryota, Ciliophora, Oligohymenophorea, Peniculida, Parameciidae.